CCGCGCCCCCGGGCCACGCUGUAGCGGGGCUGCGGCUGGAGCGCACACGCCGGGCAGGCGGGCCAUGGAGGUGGUGGACGAGACCGAAGCGCUGCAGCGCUUCUUCGAAGGCCAUGACAUCAGCGGUGCCCUGGAGCCCUCCAACAUAGACACCAGCAUCCUGGAGGAGUACAUCGGCAAGGAGGACGCAUCGGACCUCUGCUUCCCUGACAUCUCUGCACCAGCCAGCACAGCCUCCUUCCCCCACGGGCCACCAGCCAUUCCCGGCUCCAGCGGGCUCCACCAUCUGAGCCCCCCUGGGAGUGGACCAUCCCCUGGGCGCCAUGGCCCCCUCCCACCCCCGACCUACGGCACCCCACUCAACUGCAACAACAACAACGGCAUGGGCACCGCCCCCAAGCCCUUCCUGGGGGGCUCUGGGCCUCCCAUCAAGGCAGAGCCCAAGGCUCCCUAUGCCCCAGGCACUCUGCCAGACUCGCCCCCAGACUCAGGCUCUGAGGCCUACUCCCCUCAGCAGGUGAAUGGUGAGUCCAGCGGGCAGCACCAACCUCCCCCUCUGGGUUUGGGCAAAUGGUUGGUGCAGCCUUAUCAGGGAGAGAGGGAGGAGGGAGGGAGGGGGCCAGCGGCUGCCCAACGGGUCAGAUUAUCGCUGGUCAAAUACUCCUGGCGCUGGCUAUUGUUCCCCCAUGGGCGGGUGGGAAGCCUGGUCCUGCCUCAGAGCAAGUGUCCCUGCUGGCGAUGCCACCGUCUGGCCCCCUGUGCCAUCAUGGACGCGCCCUUUGGCGACCCCCAUCUUCUGCGCACCAUAACCCCGGAGACGCUGUGCCACGUGGGAGUUCCUUCCCGACUGGAGCACCCGCCCCCACCUCCAGCCCACUUGUCAGGCCCACCCCCACCCCCGCCACCCCCACCUCACUACCCUGUCAUUCAGCGGGACCUCUACAUGAAGGCUGAGCCCCCUGUACCCCCCUAUGCUGCCAUGGGGCCGGGGCUGGUGCCUCCCGAACUCCACCACCCCCAGCAGACUCAGGUGCUACACCAGCUGCUGCAGCAACACGGAGCUGAGCUCCCUCCACACCCCUCCAAGAAGAGGAAGCACUCUGAAUCACCCCCCAACACCCUCAAUGGCCAGAUGCUGAACGGAAUGAUCAAGCAGGAACCUGGGACUGUGACAGCCCUGCCCCCACACCCCGCCAGAGCUCCAUCCCCUCCAUGGCCUCCCCAGGGCCCCCUCUCACCUGGCACCAGCUCCUUGCCCCUCAGCAUUGCCCGAGUCCAGACUCCACCUUGGCACCCACCAGGUGCACCCUCCCCAGGCCUCCUGCAGGACAGUGAUAGCCUCAGUGGCUCCUACCUGGACCCCAACUACCAAUCCAUCAAGUGGCAGCCGCAUCAGCAGAACAAGUGGGCGACCCUGUAUGACGCCAACUACAAGGAGCUGCCUAUGCUCACCUAUCGUGUGGACGCUGACAAGGGCUUUAACUUUUCGGUGGGUGAUGAUGCCUUUGUGUGCCAGAAGAAGAACCACUUCCAGGUGACUGUGUACAUCGGCAUGCUGGGCGAACCUAAGUAUGUUAAGACGCCGGAAGGCCUCAAGCCGCUGGACUGCUUCUAUCUGAAGCUGCAUGGAGUCAAGCUGGAGGCCCUGAACCAGUCUAUCAACAUUGAGCAGUCUCAGUCAGACAGAAGCAAGAGGCCCUUCAACCCUGUCACGGUCAAUCUUCCCCCUGAACAGGUCACAAAGGUGACCGUGGGGCGGCUCCAUUUCAGUGAGACCACUGCCAACAACAUGAGAAAGAAGGGCAAGCCCAACCCUGACCAGAGGUAUUUCAUGCUGGUGGUGGCCCUCCAGGCACAUGCGCAGAACCAGAACUACACACUGGCAGCCCAGAUCUCAGAGCGCAUCAUUGUGCGGGCCUCUAAUCCAGGCCAGUUUGAGAGUGACAGUGACGUUCUGUGGCAACGGGCACAGCUGCCAGACACUGUCUUCCACCAUGGCCGCGUCGGCAUCAACACGGACCGGCCCGAUGAGGCGCUGGUCGUGCAUGGCAAUGUCAAGGUCAUGGGAUCUCUUAUGCACCCUUCCGACUUGCGGGCCAAGGAGCAUGUGCAGGAGGUGGACACCACUGAGCAGCUGAAGAGGAUCUCUCGUAUGAGGCUUGUGCACUACAGAUACAAGCCCGAGUUCGCUGCCAGUGCGGGCAUCGAGGCCACUGCACCAGAGACAGGUGUCAUCGCACAGGAAGUGAAGGAGAUCUUGCCUGAGGCUGUGAAGGACACGGGAGACGUAGUCUUUGCCAAUGGGAAAACCAUAGAGAACUUCCUGGUGGUGAACAAGGAGCGAAUCUUCAUGGAGAAUGUGGGGGCUGUGAAGGAGUUAUGCAAGCUGACAGACAACCUGGAGACUCGCAUUGAUGAGCUGGAGCGCUGGAGCCACAAGCUGGCCAAACUGCGGCGCCUUGACAGCCUCAAGUCAACCGGCAGCUCUGGCGCUUUCAGCCAUGCAGGGAGCCAGUUUAGCCGGGCAGGCAGUGUCCCCCACAAGAAGAGGCCCCCUAAAAUGGCCAGUAAGCCGUCACCAGUGGUCCCAGACCAGGCCUGCAUCAGCCAGCGCUUCCUGCAGGGAACUAUCAUUGCUCUGGUGGUGGUCAUGGCCUUCAGCGUGGUGUCUAUGUCCACUCUGUAUGUGCUGAGCCUGCGCACCGAAGAGGACCUGGUGGAUGCUGAUGGCUCUCUUGCCGUGUCCACUUCCUGUCUCCUGGCCCUGCUCCGGCCCCAGCAUCCUGGGGGGAGUGAGGCCAUGUGCCCAUGCAGGUCCAGCCAGAGCGUCGGGACCACACAGCUCCGACAGUCCUCUGUGACUGCUGGAAUGCCGGACGCACAGCCCUCUUUGCUGCUGGUUACCAGUUCAGCCUCAGGUCCAGCUCUCCGUACCUUGGACCUGUGCUCCAGCCAGCCCUGCCCCAUCGUCUGCUGCUCCGCUCCCACCUCCAGUCCUGUUACAGACCCUAGUGUUGACCCCACUGCUACCCCUGCUCCAAGCCCCAGGCCCAGCCCCAGGCCCAACCACUCAGGCCCCAGCCAGAUGGCCCCGCUGCCAGCCACCAACAUCAGAGCCAAAUCCUGGGGUAUUUCAGCUAAUGGCAUCAGCUAUUCCAAGCACCCCAAGAGCCUGGAACCUCUAGCCAGUCCUGUGGUCCCCUUUCCUGGGGGGCAGAGCAAGACCAAGAACAGUCCCAGCCUCGGUCUCCACAGUCGCACCCGCAGAGGGGCCCCUCAACCCAGCCCAAGCCCUGCCCAGCUCGCUCAGACCCAGGACCAGCUAGACCCAGUGCCAUCCCUGACCUCCAUCCAGCUGCUGGAGAAUUCCAUGCCUAUCACUUCCCAGUACUGUGUGCCAGAGGAUGCCUGCAGGCUUGGAAACUUCACCUACCAUAUCCCUGUCAGCAGCAGCACCCCGCUGCACCUCAGCCUGACCCUACAGAUGAAUUCCUCCGUUCCUGUGUCCGUGGUAUUGUGCAGUCUGACAUCAAAGGAGGAGCCCUGUGAGGAGGGGGGGUUUUUGCAGAGACUCCACCCCCACCAGGACACCCAGGGCACCUCUCAUCGGUGGCCAGUAACCAUCCUGUCCUUCCGUGAAUUCACAUACCACUUCCGUGUGGCACCGCUGGGUCAGGCCAACUGCAGCUCAGAGGCCGCCAUCCAGCCAGCCACAGACUAUUACUUCCACUUCUACCGCCGGUGUGACUGAGCUGCCUCCUGGGGCAGUGCCACAGCUGGGACUGGGUCCCGGGCCCUCAACACUGGAUGCAAAGGUGUUACACUGGAGCCUGCUGCAGGCCAGCUCUCUGUCCUUUACUGCCUCCCCUUGACUGAGGAGACUGGAAAUCUUCACACUGGAGCUGCUGGGCAAGCUGGUUACCCUCACACAGUAUAGAGGGGGCUAGAGUGACCAGCAUCCUGGGCCUUCCUUCUGGCCACCUCCUCUUGGCAGCACAGGACCAAUUCAUGGCUGUCUAGAUACGGUUGCUGGAGGGCUCAGUGCGGGGCCCUGGAGACAAGGGGAAGCUAUGACCCUGACUUGUCCACGCCAACCCUCCCUGCCUUCCCUUCUGAGCUGUGGUGGAGAGAAGAACCAUGGGGGUUGGACCCAGACCUGUAACACCUAGCUGGACCCCAUGAGUUCAUGGAGAGUGGAGAACUCUCACUAUGCUGUUCCCAGGAGGGACAGCUCGGUAGUACUUUCUGGGGCUUGACUGUUACACUAGACCUGGAUUUCUAAGCUUUAAUGUGGUUGGUUCAAGAGAGUUCUCCCUGGGAGAGCUUAGCUCCUAAGAAUUCCCGAGGCAGUCGGGGCCAGCCCUGGAUGGCUGGAGAAGCUAACCAUGUGCCUUAAGUCUACUGGUGUCUGGUGGAGCCAUCCUCACAGGGUUGAACCAGUGGGGCCCGAUAGGCCAGGUAAGCCUUGGACCCCUGAACCUGGAGUAUCCUGGAAGGGAAGGUGCCCUGUGAGCUCCCAAGAUCUGUGUUCCUGGGAGCUUCCCAAGCUCAUGAUGGAGUUGGUGACACGAUCAUUCUCUGAGCAGAGGAGCAGGAAUCCCUGCAAGCAAUAGGCCAGUUUCCACUGGAAGGUGGAUGCAGAUAACGUUAUUAAUGAUGUAAUUACUAAAUGCACUUAAACCAGGGCAGCAUGGAGUAGGAAGGAGCUGGAAAGCUGAGUGGGCUUCAGCUUGAAAGGACCCUGGUCCCCCAGAUCAAAGUUCCUCCCUUCAGGCAUAGAUCUAUGCUUGGUGGGCCCCAUCUCUGCCUCUUCCACCCCCAGGAGAGGAGUGGUGGAUUUGGGCUAAGAGAUUUUACUCAAGUGACAGCUCCAGCAUUUCUUAGCAGCACCUACAGCAUCCUGAGGUCACAUGCGGGCUCCUGGAAGGAGCGCUGCAAUCAUUAGUUGUCAUGGACUCAGCAGUGGGAAAGGGAACUGCUCAUACCUUGAGAUAUCCUGACCCUUUGGACACCAGACCUUGCCCUUUCCAAUCUCCCAUUCUCAGCUCUAAAUGGGCAGCCUGUCUAUAGCAAAAUGAAGUCUGAGAAGUCCUGCCAUGGUUCUCAAAGCACUUAUCCUCAGGAUAGGGAAACAGCAGGGAUACCUUGCCCCCAAACUUUCUACCCAACUUGGCUCCAUUCCUUUAUUCUGCCAUAGGAAUCGUGGCUCCCCACAUCAGGCCAUGCCUUAAACCACUCUGUUCUGCCCUCCCGCAGGGUAGUCCUUCCUGCAGUGCCUUAAGACUGCCCAGCCCCACUGCUUUAGUAGCAUGCUGGAGCUCCCUCACGAGGGGCAAGUGUUCUUGGACUGUGGCCCCUCAGUCCUAAACUGGAAAGUGACCCUCCACUACUACCCCCUGGAGUCCAUCUGGACACAGCCAGCCUACGCACACUGGCAGCUGCCUGUUUGCAUGCCUGGGGAAGGGUCCCCAGUGUGAGUUGGGGCCAAAUUUGGGCCCCAAGCUGCUUGAGGGGGGGUCAACUUCGGACCAAAGCCGCCUUAAGCCCCAAGUAUAAAGGGCUUAGGGGAAGGUGAAAGGGCCACAGGUUGGAGGCUGACAGCCUGGCAGGCCCUUCCCUCCCACUCCUGGUGUGUUCCUAUAGCCACUGGGCUAAUCUCUCUCUUGCUUUAAGCUGUACAUAGGGCCCCAGCACAGACCCCUGCCCACAAUGUAUCCCUUAGUGGCCUGUGUGUUCAUAGAGCGGCUCCCUUCCUGUUAACUCCCCAUCUUCUCCUUGAGCUCUGACUCCUAUUUAUCAUGUACUCACUCUGACUCUGAGGAAGGCAGAGGGAAGCCACUGGGCCUACUUGCUUCCUGUUCCCAAACUAUCCUUUUCUUCUCAAGUAAAUAUACAUAUAUAAAUAAAUGUAUAAAUACUGCUUUGUAUCUGAA
This is a messenger RNA of Myodes glareolus (Bank vole), 5933 nucleotides long. Lineage: Eukaryota; Metazoa; Chordata; Mammalia; Rodentia; Cricetidae. The record is from RefSeq and is a predicted model, not a curated record.